This is a messenger RNA of Stylonychia lemnae, 2655 nucleotides long. NCBI's taxonomy places the organism in Eukaryota, Ciliophora, Spirotrichea, Sporadotrichida, Oxytrichidae. The record is from the annotation of a GenBank genome assembly.
AUGAUUUAAUAGCAGCCUAUGAUUAACCCAGGAAACAAUUCCUUGCGGGAGAAUUCCUUAGGCCCAGGUAGCAAUAGCAAUGCAAAUAACAGUACAAGCAAUAAUAACAAUGAGGGAUCGCAAGACUCAAGAUUGCCAAAUCAGCAAAAAAUCAUUACUGUUAACAAUCCUUCUAAAGCAAUUAUGAACCGAAGAAUCAACAAAAUUUUGAAAAAAGACCCAAGCAACCAAAUAUAUGGAGGAGGAGGCGGUAUGACAUAUAGAUAAAAUAACGACUAAUCUACCGGGAGUGGAUAAUACUACACCUAAAUUAGAAAUUAAAAUAUGAUUAGCGAGCAACCUUUAACAAUAAAUCCUGGGAAUCAAGGAUAAGUUCCGUUCUAAACAACAAUUAAUUCUCCAAGAGUUCCAAUUCAUGAUCAACAAUCUGUAGCAGCCAAAUAAUAGCAAUACUAAUUCAAAUAAUUUGAGAUAAAAAGCAUCUAGAAAUCUUCCUUAGAUUCCUUCAGUGAAGCUAACAUCUUAAAAACAGUAGAUUCAUCUAAUUCAAGAGGCUUUUAGAUUCAAGGUUAGAACUACAUGAACUCUUCUGUAUAGUAGUAACCAGCUUAAAAUAUCACAAAUAUACAUAAUAUCAAGAACUAUAAUAACUACCACUUUGAAAUAAAAGGGGGUGCUUAAAAUGGAUCUAUUAAUCAAUUCAUGCCUGAGGAUAGCAGAUCUCUAGAUAGAAUCAUAGGAAAUAACAGUCUGGUGAAUAACUCUAUUCAACAAGACUAGUUUAACUAAAGUGUUAAACUAUAGCAGAUGAUGAUAACCAAGAGACCAAUUUACAACAGUCAAAACCCUAACUAAUCUCAGUCAAACUUUAAUCAGUCUAAUGUGCUGAGCUAGCAUUAGUAACAGUAGUAAGUUGAAACCAGAAACUCAGCAAGGAAAAAGGUUCUUAAAUAGAAUAACUAGAGUAUAGAUUUUUAAAGAGUCAACAAUCAGAUUAAUUUGUCCAACUAAAAACGAGCGCAAGAUAGUGUAUCUAAAAACAAGUUUAUGCUUACAAUGAGUAGACCAAAUAACUUCUCUAAUCUUAAUGAUGACAGUAGGAGGUUAAUAGAGAACUCAAGUACUAGUCUUGAUCCUAGGAAAAGAAUAUCACCUAAGGGUAUUAAUGGUAGUCCAGGUAUAUCUAGUUUGGCAGCGGAUGCUGCUAAUUAAAGCAUCGAUGAACCAAAAAAGUUCAAAAUAUAGUUUCCAAUGCACCCCAGAGAUGCACUGCUCCAUCUGUCCAAGUAUCUCCUAGAAUGUGAGAAGAAUGAGAUUCUUGAAUAUGAUACAGUAUAUUUCAUUAAUCUGCUUGAAAGGAAAGGGGCUGGUUUGACUACACCUGACGGAGUUGAAAAUAAUGGAUUCGACAAUGAUAAAAAUGAAUAUAUUUGCGAUGUCCAUGACCAUAUAUCCUUUAGAUUUGAAGUAGUAAAAAGACUUGGCAAAGGUUCAUUUGGAUAAGUUUUCAAAUGCUUUGAUCAUUUUAAGAAAGAGUUUGUAGCCUUAAAAAUAUUGAGGAAUAAGAAGAGACUAUUUAAAUAGGGACUCAUUGAAGUAAAGUUACUUGAAUAACUUAGAGAUAAUGAUCCUGAAGAUAAGAAAAAUAUUAUUAGAAUCAAGGAAAGUUUCGUAUUUAGAAAGCAUCUGAUACUCUCAUUUGAAAUGCUCAGCAUAAAUCUUUAUGAAUUCAUUAAGAUGAAUAAUUUCUAAGGCGUCUCUGUUGGCUUAGUUAGAAGAUUUGCAAUCCAAUUACUGGUAGCUUUACAUUUUAUGAGAGAGCAUAAUAUAGUGCAUUGUGACAUGAAGCCUGAGAACAUUUUACUUAGAAAAUCAAAUAAAAGUGGUAUUAAGGUCAUUGAUUUCGGUAGCGGAACCUAUGAAAAUGAAUAGUUCUAUACUUACAUCUAAAGUAGGUUCUAUCGUGCACCAGAGAUAAUGAUGGGCAUCAGAUAUACACCUGCCAUUGACAUGUGGUCACUCGGAUGUAUCUUGUACGAGUUGUAUGUUGGCUAUCCAAUAUUUGCAGGAGAAGAUGAGAAAGAGUAGAUUUAAUGUAUUAUGGAAGUCAAAGGAGUUCCACCAAGAUCUAUGAUUGUUAUGGCAACUAGAAGAAAAAUCUUCUUUGAUGAUGACUAUUCACCACUUGUUACUCCCAAUUCAAAGGGAAAAGUGAGAAAGCCUAACACUAAAAAUUUAGAAAAACUGAUGAAUUGUGACGAUCCGACUUUUGUAGAUUUCAUAGAUAAGACAUUAGAAUGGAAACCAGAUAAGAGAAUGUCUCCAGAAUAGGCAUUCUAGCAUCCUUGGAUAAAAGCAGGUAUUAAAGAGCUAAAGUAAAAGAUUGAGCAAUAGAACCAGCAAACUUAAAGGCAAAAAGUGGCUGGGACUUAGAUGCAAUAGCCUGUUUCCAACAUUGAAAAUUUAAGUUAGAGAAAUGAGCCAAGAUAUUAAUAGCAGUCUAGCAAUGUCCCUUUGACACAAAAUUAAUAAUCUUUUCCCAAUAUAGCUCAUUAGAGCAGUAGAGGAGGCUUUGGUCACACUUCGAAUCGAGAUCUUCAUAGUGAAGAUAGUUAAAGUAAAACUAACCCUAAUGAAAAACUCCCUAAUAUUUGA